ACCAUCACUACUUUGCUUGAAACACACACAAUGGCUGCAGGACCAUUGCCGCAGUUUGUCAUGCGCGCCACCGUGCUUGGCGCGUGCAUUGGCGGCACUGCGUUCUUCGGAGCGCCGUAUCUCGAGCGUCAAGUCGAGCAAGCGCUCGCUGCCCAAGUCGCCAACGAUGUUCCACUCCAUCCAGCAUACCUCGCGCAAAUCCACCGAAUCGGAACUGCAAUGGGCAUGGACAUGGAUCGCAUCAAGGUUGUCGUCGCAAACAAGCCUUCCAUGCCAGCGAGCUCAGGCACUCGGUUAAAUCCGAGGACAAGUGCGCUGCUCGUCCUGCCUCGCGCAUUCCCGGAGCGAUUCAACGCCAAUGCCCAUGAGCAAGAUUUGGCUAUUGCUGCGCGCAUGUACGAGUCUGUUGUGCCUGCAGGUAGCCGCAAGGGCGAUCGCGUGCUGGUUGUCCCUCACAACGAUUUCCGCGAGAGCGCCAGCAAGCUGCAACAGUACCCACCGUUGACAUUGGCACCACAGGAGCAGUUUGUGAUUGCUCACGAGCUGGCGCAUAUUCGCAGCGAGGAUACGCUCAAGCGCUGGAUGUCUGACUCGAUGAUGAUUUGCAUGCUUGUGCUGCUCCCACUGACUCUGCGUCGAUCGUAUGGCGUUCGCCUUCCACUCGCCCUCGGCGUUGGUGUCGCCAGCGCGCCUUUUGCGCACAUGCUUUCCAUGGCGUAUGGACGGCGGCUCGAGCUCAACGCCGAUCGCGAUGCUGCAAAAGCGGGAUAUGCCGCGGGUGGAAUCCGGGUCAUGACUGCCCUUGCCGAAGCGACCGACCCCAUUCUUGAAUCGCACCGCACACUCUUCAUGCUCUCCGACCAUCCUGCGCCGCGCACGCGCCUUGCCGAGCUCCUCAAGUAUGCACCAAAGGAGCAUCGAGCCGUGUCGGAUGGAAAUCUCUCUUCGGCUUGAGCCAGCCAGCCAGAGCAACCCCGCCGCAUGUUUGAUCGUAUUGUACAUUAGGCUUAAUCUCAAUUUCACUCGAUCCACUAUUCCCCCUCCUCCUGGACUGCGGCAGGAGUGAUCAUUUUAUCCCUUAUUUUUC
Molecule: messenger RNA, 1087 nt
Organism: Capsaspora owczarzaki ATCC 30864
Lineage: Eukaryota; Filasterea; Ministeriida; Capsasporidae
Exons: 4
Coding region: 31-954 (307 amino acids)
Biological process (GO): proteolysis
Molecular function (GO): metalloendopeptidase activity
Source: RefSeq, a predicted model, not a curated record